Messenger RNA from Acromyrmex echinatior (Panamanian leafcutter ant), 838 nucleotides. RefSeq lists its product as uncharacterized. The record is from RefSeq and is a predicted model, not a curated record. NCBI's taxonomy places the organism in Eukaryota, Metazoa, Arthropoda, Insecta, Hymenoptera, Formicidae. Gene Ontology annotation, biological process: multicellular organismal reproductive process.
AUAGAUUAGUGUAGAUCAGUCUUAAUGUGUUGCCAUAAAAUUAUUCUUUAAUAAGUAAAUCUUAAAAAAAUUGACAUUUCUUAAUUUUUUUGAUAUUUGGAAAAUGUUUUCCGAUAUUUGGAAAGUCUUUGUUUUUGUAGUUACAACAACAUGUAUUACAGCGGAACUACCUUCCUACUUUCAUGUCUGUGGCCGCAAGGAUCCCAACUACGAUCAAUGCAUUGCAGAAAACAUAGAAAAUGUGAAAGAUAAGCUUUGCACAGGAUUUUCAGAGUUUAACAUUCCACCAAAUGAACCACUGAUAUUUGAUAAAAUAGUUAUUUUUGACACAAAUGAUGUUAAACUUUAUGUCAAAGAUCUAAAUUUAUAUGGAUUUUGUGAUCUUGUUGUAAAUUCCGUUCAAACAAACCCUGAAAGACUCCACUUCGAUGUUGACAUCUUACUUCCGCAGCUGUACUUCAACGCUACGUAUGAUUUUGAUAUACGUUUGCUGACGCGUAUUGCGAAUAAGGGUUCAGUUGAGACUGUUAUAGAAAACGUAAGACUGAAGGCAGGCAUGGAUUUAAAAACGAUAACUAAAAAUGGCAAGAAACAUAUAUUUGCUUCGAAAGUAAACAACGUUUUCGAGAUAAAAUCAUUUAAAUAUAAGUUCCUUGACGACAGCAAAGAAUUAGCUCAAUUGCAUUCAAUUUUGAACGAUGUCAUAUACAAUAAUCAAGAAGAAAUUAUUUAUGCUAUUAAAUCAGCAAUGGAAGAGAGAACUUCUAGAAUAACAAUAUCAAUUUUUAACAAUAUAGCCCGUUCCAAUUAUGAGCAAAUAUUUCCAGAAGAAACAUGA